Lactuca sativa (garden lettuce) is the source of this 779-nucleotide messenger RNA. NCBI's taxonomy places the organism in Eukaryota, Viridiplantae, Streptophyta, Magnoliopsida, Asterales, Asteraceae. The record is from RefSeq and is a predicted model, not a curated record.
AUGAAUUUCGUCAUUCGUGGAACUGUAAGUAACAGAAAUGGCGCUCAUUCCUCCUGCAGCUCCUACUCUUGCUGCUAGCAGCGCACGGCUUAGCGUGCUACCUCCAAUCGUACGCGUCAGAAUCGCCGGUCGCCGCCGAUCUGCAGUUCUAGCCAACUUAUCUUCUCCGCCGCGCAGUGUCGAAGCGGUGGAUUGGGUGGAUGCGACAUCAAGCUUCUUCGAACAAGAUACCAGGCCUAUCAUGCUAUUUGACGGUGUCUGCAACUUAUGUAAUGGUGGCGUCAAGUUUGUACGUGAUAAUGACCGACAAAGGAGAAUAAGGUUUGAAGCCCUACAAAGCGAUGCAGGAAAGAAUCUACUACAGAGAUCUGGAAGAUCUCCUGAUGAUAUUUCAAGUGUUGUACUUGUAGAGAAGAACAGGUCUUAUAUUAAGUCAGAGGCUGUGUUGAAGAUCAUGGAGUACAUAGAUUUGCCAUUUCCCCAACUAGCUUUCUUUCUCCAGUUUGUACCUCUAUUCAUUAGGGAUUUUGUGUAUGAAAACAUUGCGGACAACCGUUAUGCAGUAUUUGGUCGUUCAGAGUCCUGUGAAAUUUAAGCUAGGGUUUUUUUCAUGGUACAGUUUCUCACAUCUACAUUUUCCACCACAUCGAAUCCCCCAUGUCCCAAUGAUCCAAUGCUACACAAAAAGGUAUAUAUAUGUAUAUAGAUUUUGACAUUUUGUGCUUUGUAUGUAAUGAAUUAAUGAUUUUAUUUAAUUAUUUAUGUUAUAAGUUUCAAAA